AUGAGAAGAGAGGCAGAAGAUCUACGAAAAAAACAAGUGGUUAAAACGAUAAAAACGGCGAAUGUGGAGGUUUUAUUGCGUGUUGCGGAUGAUAGAAAUGUCGAUUUGAAGGUUCUUCUAUACUACAGAGACGCGCGGCCAGUCUAUCUCAGCCAAAAAGCACUUGGAAAACUUCAAAAUUAUUUUGAAAGUAUCGAAAAUUACUGCACUGAAAAAAGCAAGUUGAAAAAAUUCUACGACGAUAACCCUCAGUUUAACGAAGAGCUAUAUGAACAAAAGUUUGAAGACUUGGCCGAAAAUCCAGUUGUUCAAUUUCGGAAAAUCUAUGAUUUCCUUCAUUGGGACUAUCCGGGGGAAGUAGAAGCCUGGAUUAGGAAAAAUACUAAAGAAUCUUCAGAUGGAGCUUAUUCAACUUCGAGAAAUUCAUCAGCCAUCAUCUCAUCAUGGAAGCAGAAAAUCGACAAAAAAGAAAAAUUCAAAGUUGAUGGUAUUUGCAACGAAUAUUUAAAACUUCUUCAAUAUGAAUGA
Messenger RNA from Oikopleura dioica, 528 nucleotides. Lineage: Eukaryota; Metazoa; Chordata; Appendicularia; Copelata; Oikopleuridae. The record is from the annotation of a GenBank genome assembly.